AUGUCAGACGAUCUCAAGGAUGAAAUAGAGGCACUCAACUCCAUCUAUGGAGACGACACGCUUCGACCCUCGCCGCCCAACUACAUCCUCGCCCUACCUGGCGGCCCAGGAGCCACCUCCCUGACUCUUCACUUCUCGGACUCUUACCCGGACGUGCCGCCAGAGGUCCUCGGCACACAUAGUGCCGGCGAGAACGCCCCCCGCGGUGCCGGCGCCCGCGAUCUCGCCAUUUUCCGCGAGGCUGUCGCCAACGUCUACCAGCCCGGCGCCGUGUGCCUCUUUGACGCCAUCGAGGAGUUCUCGAGGCUGCUGGAGGGGCACGCGGACGUCGAGCCGCCGGCACCAUCACCCCCGUCGAAAGAAGAGGAGCACGAACCACAGUCUGUACCCUCGUUUCUGUUGGAGGAGCCUCCGUGGAUCAUGUCGGAGCCGUUCGUGGAGCUGAAGUCGGUGUUCCUCGCCCGUGCCGCCCCAGUCACCUCGCCCGAGCAGGCCGCUGGCUACGUCCAGCACCUCCUCGCGACAGACAAGAAAGUCCGCACGGCCACGCAUAACAUGACGGCGUGGCGCAUCCGAGGGCCGAACGGGACCAGCUUCCAGGACUGCGACGACGACGGCGAGACCGCCGCCGGGAGUCGCCUGCUGCAUCUGAUGCAGUUGAUGGAUCUGUGGGAUGUCAUGGUGGUGGUGACGCGUUGGUAUGGCGGCCAAAAGCUGGGCCCGCGCCGGUUCGCGUUGAUUAACAGCGCUGCACGAGACGCCUUUGUAAAGGCUGGCUGGGUGGAGGAGGCUGGACAAGGCAAGAAGAAGGGGCAUGGCAAGUGA
Messenger RNA from Colletotrichum spaethianum, 825 nucleotides. RefSeq names its product protein IMPACT. Gene Ontology annotation, cellular component: cytoplasm. The record is from RefSeq and is a predicted model, not a curated record. Gene Ontology annotation, molecular function: protein binding. Bases 1 to 825 code for a protein of 274 amino acids. Gene Ontology annotation, biological process: regulation of translational initiation. The transcript has a single exon. Lineage: Eukaryota; Fungi; Ascomycota; Sordariomycetes; Glomerellales; Glomerellaceae.